GGAAACAAAAUUAGGAAGAUCUGAUUUGCUUUUGGGGGGGAUUACUUUCUUGGGAAAAAAGGCAUCGUGGCAGUAAUGCCCCAUUCGUCUGUGAGACAAACCAGCCACAUGAAAAGGGGAUGAAGAAAAACCACUCAGUGUACUCUCUGUCCACUGGGAUAAAAUUUUAAUGGAUAAAAAGCAUCAGGUUUUUUGCUUAAUGAAGAAUCCCAGUUUUCAAAUCCCAUUUAUUGUGUAAAUACAAAAGUAUUUCCACUCAGUAGCCUGAUUUUUAUAAUUUUACCAUGGCCUUUUAGUCAAGCAGGUUUUUAAUUCAGAGGUGUUGUGUUGCAGGGAAUGUUUUGCUCUCUGUGAAAGUGAGAGAGAGCUUCAAGACUGAAGACAUCAAAAUGCUAUUGCACACUAUCAUUGAUUUUUGUGUGUGUGUACAAUUAGCUUAAGGUAUUAAUAUAAAAAGUAGGUAGCUGCAUCUAAUGAUUUUUUUGGAGUAAUCUGAACCAUCUGCCUCUAGAUAUUAAGGAGUUCACUCUUUAAUCCAGAUUAUGGCUGACAAACUGGUUUUGGCAUUCACGUUUCACUAGCACUGUGCCCUUGAAGAGCUGAUGUGGCUGUAGAAACUCUCUUGCUUACAACUGUUGGUUUUAAAAGCAUUUUUGGUUUGGCUUUCUCAUAGUUGUUUGCUUAUAGCUCCUUUUUUUUUUUUUGAGAAGAUGGCCUUUCUAAUGAAAAGUAUGUUGAGCAACCAGGUAAAGAAUUUGGGACUUGGAGGUGGAGGGGAAGAAAGCAAAGAAGAAAGCACUCCUUCUGACCCAGCAGCAGCUGCAGGAAUGACCAGAGAGGAGUAUGAGGAAUAUCAAAAGCAAAUGGUUGAGGAGAAGAUGGAAAGAGAUGCAGCAUUUGCACAGAAAAAAGCAGAGCGAGCCUGUCUGAGGGUUCACCUGAGAGAAAAGUACAGACUCCCCAAGAGUGAAUUGGAUGAGAAUCAAAUACAGAUGGCUGGAGACGACGUGGGUUUGCCAGAAGACCUGCAGAAGAUGGUGGCACAAGAUCAGGAGGAGGAAGAGGACAAGGACUCCAUCCUGGGACAGCUGCAGAACAUCCAGAAUAUGGACAUGGAUCAGAUCAAAGAAAAGGCACAAGCCACCUUCACUGAAAUGAAGCAGGCGGCCGAGCAGAAAUGUGCUGUCAUGUAGGAGAGCCACCACCACCCAAGGGCUGUGA
Molecule: messenger RNA, 1221 nt
Organism: Neopelma chrysocephalum (saffron-crested tyrant-manakin)
Lineage: Eukaryota; Metazoa; Chordata; Aves; Passeriformes; Pipridae
Gene: CPLX4
Product: complexin 4
Exons: 3
Coding region: 711-1193 (160 amino acids)
Biological process (GO): regulation of neurotransmitter secretion; neurotransmitter transport; synaptic vesicle exocytosis
Cellular component (GO): SNARE complex; terminal bouton
Molecular function (GO): syntaxin binding
Source: RefSeq, a predicted model, not a curated record